Messenger RNA from Onychomys torridus (southern grasshopper mouse), 2445 nucleotides. It is a transcript of the gene Lrp11, whose product is annotated as LDL receptor related protein 11. Lineage: Eukaryota; Metazoa; Chordata; Mammalia; Rodentia; Cricetidae. The coding region runs from base 76 to 1515 and encodes 479 amino acids. The transcript is spliced from 7 exons. Gene Ontology annotation, molecular function: protein binding. The record is from RefSeq and is a predicted model, not a curated record.
GAAGCCCACACGCCCGCCGCCUCCGUGCAGCAGCCAGGCCCCGGGGCUGCCGUGCUCUGAGGCCGCGCUCGUGCCAUGGCCGCCCGGGGAGGACCGGGCCCGGGCUCCCGGUACCGCGCGCUGCUCGGGCUUCUGUUGCUCUGCCUCUGGCUGCCGAGCGGCCGGCCCGGAGAGCCCGCCGCUCCGUCGUCGGGGGUCGAUCGGCUGCUCCAGGACUUUCGCCGGCAGCUGCAGCGGGCACGGCCGCGCGAGGAGCUAGAACCGGAGCUGGUCGGCGGCCCGCGGGAGGAUUGCCCGGGCGCGGGCGGUACGGCGGUCUACCGGGCCGUGCCCGAUACCAUCAUCCGCACCCAGGACUCCAUCGCGGCCGGAGCCAGCUUCCUGCGCGCACCGGGGACCGUGCGGGGCUGGCGGCAGUGCGUGGCGGCCUGCUGCUCCGAGCCGCGCUGCACCGUGGCGGUGGUGCAGCUGCCCCGGGGGCCCAGCGCGCCCGCUCCCAUGCCCGCGCCCCGCUGCUACUUGUUCAACUGCACGGCGCGGGGCCGCAGCGUCUGCAAGUUCGCGCCGCUCCGGGGCUACCGUACUUACACUCUCAGCCGCGCCGGGGACGCCGCCGGAGCCUCUCCCGGGCCGGGUGAGGAUGAGCCUCCACUUAGCAAGGCCGGGAAGGAUGUGGUUUUGCAUCUGCCCACAGACGGGGUGGUUCUGGAUGGCCGAGAAAGCACAGAUGACCACGCCAUAGUCCAUUAUGAGUGGACGUUGAAGCAGGGUGACCCAUCAGUGGACAUGAAGGUGCCUCAGCCAGGAACCCUGGAGCUGUCCCACUUGAAGGAAGGAGCAUACAUCUUCCAGCUGACUGUGACAGACACCGUGGGCCAGAGAAGCUCCGACAACGUGUCUGUGAGCGUACUUCCCAGGAUCCACUCCACGGGAGGAUGCUCCAGCGUGUGCUCGCGAUACCGUUUCUUCUGUGAGAAUGGUUGCUGCAUCGACAUCACCUUGGCUUGUGACGGAGUGAGUCAGUGUCCAGAUGGAUCUGAUGAAGACUUCUGUCAAAGCUUGGGCCUUGACCGCAAGAUGGUGACGUACACAGCGGCUACUUCUGCCCAGCCAGGAACCACAGGACUGAGUGAAGGAGACCCCUGGUUUGAAAAGUCCCAGAAAGCCACUCCCCGCAACCAACCAGCUACUGUAUCCCACACAGAGAAGAGGAUUCACUCCACCCAGAGGGCGCCAGAGAGUCAAAUCAGUCCUAUCAUGCCAGACAGUAAUUCCUCAGGAAAGAACCAAGAAGAGGGAAGUUACAUUUUCAAGUCCAAGAGUGAUCACACACGAGGGGACCACCCAGCCCCAGAAGCAGGUGCAGUGUUACCCCUGGCAUUGGGUCUGGCCAUCACUGCUUUGUUGCUUCUCAUGGUGACCUGCCGACUCCGACUGGUGAAGCAGAAACUGAAGAAGGCCCGUCCCAUUACGUCUGAGGAAUCCGACUACCUCAUCAAUGGGAUGUAUCUGUAAUGAAGAUAUUUAAACAGCUGUGGGCUUCAUUUACAAUUUGCCCCCUGGAUUCUAUCCUUAAGACCUGUUGCUUUAAAUUGUGCUAGAAGACAGUGCGGUUAUAAACCUUGUUUUAUCAUGAAAUCAUUUUUCCUGGGAAGUAAAUGUCUUGAAAGGUAGAGAGGAAUUCAUGAGAUUGAAGUGUAUAGUAUGCUGAGACAGAAAGUCGGUAUGCCAUGAGGUGACAGAUGGCAAUGCUGACCUAUCAUUUGAGAGGUGCCAAGUGCUGGCCCACCACAGCUUCCCCUUGUCUUCUAGCCCUCUUCUCCACUGAGUUCUCAUGAGCUCCAUUUUCUUUUUCUCUGCCAAAUAGCUUUGAAAAGGGAUCCUAAGUAAAUUACACUCAGUGAGAUGAUACUGAUAGCAAGUCUGUAUUUUAUAAGCAUUCUGAAUAGGUCAGCAAAGUCCUACAGGAGAGGAAUAUGGGUUCUCCACUUCACAACACCCCAUGCUUCUGACAUCAGGCCAUGGUGGUAGCUGCCAUGUUUGCCUGACCUUGGAAGAACACCUUUUGGUUAGGAGCAACCCUAGGUGGGUAUGAAUGAGAUCAUAGUGUCAGCAGAGGACCUGGAAGGCAAAUAGAGGCAUAGCCACGGGGUAAGUGAGGACAUUAAUUAAUGUGUCAUCUGCUCAAUGCUGCUUCACAGUGUGGAGCAGUGACUGGUUUAUAUAUGCACUGGAUCUCAACAUGAGCCUUUCUGAUGAAAAAGUGUGAAUUAUCAAUCAAAACAUUGAUAUCUGGGUACGGUGUUUAAGUAUCACAGGCCAUCAAUGGAAUGAGCCAGAUACUUCCCCUUGUGAUGUUUUACAGGGCUGGAGGUGGAAUCCAGGAGCCUGUUUGUGCUAGGCAAGUGCUCUACCACUGAGCUACACCCCUGCCUUCACCCUCUU